Molecule: messenger RNA, 2156 nt
Organism: Dicentrarchus labrax (European seabass)
Lineage: Eukaryota; Metazoa; Chordata; Actinopteri; Moronidae
Product: Fc receptor-like protein 5
Exons: 6
Coding region: 45-821 (258 amino acids)
Biological process (GO): cell surface receptor signaling pathway
Molecular function (GO): transmembrane signaling receptor activity
Source: RefSeq, a predicted model, not a curated record
CUGUGAACUGAUCAAAGUAUAGAUCUCAUAUAACAAGUGUUAGGAUGGAGGGAACAUCUCUACUGUGGCUGCUCUUUCUGAUCUCACUGCUGAGCUGCACCACAAACCAAGCCUCUCUGACUGUGAGUCCCAGCAGCUCUCAGAUGUUUAAAGGACAGUCUGUCUCUCUGAGCUGUGAGGAGGACGACAGCUCUGCUGGAUGGACACUGAGGAGGAACACAACCAGAGACACCAGGACUCAGUGUGACGACUGGGGAGAACCAGCUGGUUCUUCUUGUACCAUCAGCCCCAUUGCCACAUGGGACAGUGGAGUUUACUGGUGUGAGUCCAGAGAGGGAGCAACCAGUAACACCAUCAACAUCAGUGUCACUGGUGGACCAGUGAUCCUGCAGAGUCCUGUCCUCCCUGUGAUGGAGGGAGAUGAUGUCUCUCUGCACUGUAAAACAAAGACCCCUCCCUCCAACCUCACAGCUGCUUUCUAUAAAGAUGGCUCCCUCAUCAGGACUGAGCCUACAGGUCACAUGACCAUCCACCAUGUUUCCAGGUCUGAUGAAGGCCUCUACAAGUGUCACAUUGGCAGUCAUGGAGAGUCUCCACCCAGCUGGAUCACUGUCACAGGUGGGAUUCUCUCUGCAGGUAAACCUACAACCACAGCCCCGCCCACCUCUGCAGCCCCAUCCACUGUCUCCACCCCCUCCAGUUUGUGUUCAGAUUGCUCUGCCACCUUGUGGUGUUCUGUCCGUACUGCAUCUCCACUGUCCUCAUGGUGUCUUUAUAUCGACAGAGGUCCACAGGAAAUAAUCUGCCUGUCUCCAUGGUGAUGAUCCCGCCCACCCAGGCUGAGGAGGGAUUGGAUGGUGACUAUGAUGAUGUCAUCGGUGAUGUCACCACAGAGCAUCACUUCUGAAUUGAUCCGAUGAGUUCAAUGUGUUCUUAAAUGAAGCUAAAAUGUUCAAAUAAAAAAUGAGCUUUUUUUAUUAAUCAGAAUCAGAAAUACUUUAUUGAUCCCCGGGAGAAAUUAAUCGACAACAGUGAUGUAUUGCAGGGCUUUUAUUAAUUUGUGACACAUUAAAUCUCGUCUCUCUGUCCACCAGAUGAUGACUGUCACUCUGCAGUCUAAAGGAGAAUGAUGAAGUUUGCAGGAGAAUCAGCAGCUGGACGACAGAAGAGCUCCAUCCUCACUGCUGAGCUCCAGUAAACCUCAGAACUGCAUGCAGCAAUAUUCACAUGGGACAGUUUCAGUGCUGUUUCCAGGUUCAUGUAUCAUCCUACAACACAGGGUAGUACAAGGAAAUACCAGCUGUAGUCCCUUAAAUAAAAGUAUUUUACAUAAUGACUCACUGCCUGAGGGAAGAAGUCUGGAGGUACGGCAGCAAGAGCUUCUGUACCUCUUCCCAGAAUGCAGCAGGGUGAACAGGCUGUGGCUGUUAAACAUUUUUAAUCUGAUUACAUUAAGUUAAUAAAAGACAUUCACUCAGUGUAAUCAGAUUAAAAAUGUUUAUCACUUUCAGAACUUAAGAUGAACUGUUGGUUCACUUUAACCAUGAGAUGCUAUCGCAGUGUACAAGCUAACAGCCACCAGAGGGAGAUGAUUCUAAAGGGAGGUUCAGGUUAUUUCCCCUCAUCAUGAAUAAAGAGUAUGAACAGAAACAGGGAAUGAAAGCUGCAUGGUCCCAAUGGAUAGAAACAACAAAUAAAGAUAACACAACUUGAGGAUCCAAAUGUAACAAUAAGUGUUUAUUUUUCUAUGAAAAUACACUUUAUACAAAAGUUUCAAAGGAUCACAAACAUACUGUUGUUGGUAACACUUUAUCAAGGUAUUGGAUUGGUAACAGCUCACAAUGGGGAGAAAGGUGGAAGAGCUGUGUAAAACAACUUUAGUAGUAAUUUUUCUGGGGAGACACUUUUUUAAAUAAUAAACAUUAAGACCCAGUUCACAGUGAAAACAGAAAAUUGGGCAUAUAUGAAUGAACCUGUUUCUGCAUCACGUCACAUUGUCUUGAACAGGUAAAGCGACCAUUUUGAAGAGAUAAACAUGUUUUAAAUCACAAUGUGAUUCGUUAAAUACUUUACAAAUGAGAGUUGAGGAAUGCAUUUAACAGUAAUACAUGUAUAAAUACUUUAUAAAUGAAAUGAAAUAAAGGCACUGAUGUUAA